AUGUACAAAACACGUCUAGGAGGAUGUGUUGAUGGAGUUCAAUCCCAGCUUGGAUACGUUGAAACCGAUGCAUCUGGUCGGUAUGGACGUUUCAGAGAGGUUCUUGGUAAAGGAGCCAUGAAGACAGUGUAUAGGGCAUUUGACGAGGUCCUUGGAAUGGAGGUGGCAUGGAAUCAGGUGAAGCUUAACGAUGUCUUCCGUUCACCAGAGGAAUUGCAACGACUUUACUCUGAGGUUCACCUCCUCAAGAACCUCAACCAUGAUUCCAUCAUGCGAUUCUACACAUCUUGGAUCGACAUUGAUCGUAGAACUUUCAACUUCAUCACUGAAAUGUUCACCUCUGGCACCCUUAGAGAGUACAGACAGAGGUACCAACGUGUGGAUAUGCGAGCAAUUAAGAACUGGUCUCGCCAAAUUCUACAAGGUCUGGCUUAUCUGCAUGGCCAUGACCCUCCAGUGAUCCACAGAGAUCUUAAGUGUGAUAACAUCUUUGUCAAUGGUCACCUUGGACAAGUCAAGAUCGGUGAUCUAGGAUUAGCCGCCAUUCUUCGUGGGUCACAACAUGCCCAUAGUGUUAUAGGAACGCCAGAAUUUAUGGCACCGGAACUAUAUGAGGAGGAUUACAACGAGCUAGUGGAUGUAUACUCGUUUGGCAUGUGCGUACUAGAAAUGCUUACUUCUGAGUAUCCAUACAGUGAGUGCUCCAAUCCGGCACAAAUCUAUAAGAAAGUGACUUCGGGAAAGUUGCCAGAGGCAUUCUACAGGAUUCAAGAUGAGGAAGCCCGGCGAUUUGUUGGAAAGUGCCUGGAGAAUGUUUCCAAGAGGUUGCCAGCCCAUGAACUCUUGCUGGACCCAUUUUUGGCCUCUAAUGAAGCGAGUCCGUUGCCAAUUCCAAGAGUCUCGAGCCUAAAGCUAACUGCUAAAGGCCCAGUCACAGAGCUGGCGCCUUCUGUGGAGGCUGAUCCAACAAGGAGUACCAAUAUGUCAAUAACUGGCACAACGAAUCCUGGAGAUGACACUAUUUUUCUCAAAGUACAGAUUACAGACAAGGAUGGUCAUGCUCGGAACAUUUAUUUUCCCUUUGACAUAGUGAAUGACACUGCAAUUGAUGUCGCCUUGGAGAUGGUGAAAGAAUUGGAAAUUAAUGACUGGGAGCCAUUGGAGAUUGCUGAAAUGAUAGAGGAAGAGAUAUCUUCCCUUGUUCCAACUUGGAAGGACUUGGGCUCCUCUCAAGUCCAUCAUCAGCACAGCUUCAAGUACGAAGAUGAAGAUGAUGAUGAUGAUGCUGAUGAUGACCAAACCGGAAUUCACCAUCCUUUCUAUGCUACCUCCUCCUGUUCUUCCUCCCAAGUUUCCCUCCCAACUUUCCUUUCUUCCUAUGAAACACAAUUUUGUCAUGGCAAAAAUGUGACUUCUAGUUGCAGUUGGCCCCAAGAAGAUGUAUUUAGCAAUGAUGAUGCAAGUUCCAGUUGCUCCAUGAACUCGCUCCGAUAUUCUAGCAUGAAUUAUGACGAUGACUUUGAUUGGAGUGUUCAACAGGGAGAGCACCCCUGCAUUCCAAAGAACCUCAAAGCUACAAGAUUCUGUCCAUCAGAGAGCACGAGUGUUUACAGCCACAAAAUAUGCAAUGCACAACUUGAUUCAUGGAGGUUUUCUCACUCAAAUGAUCAGCGGAAGCUAACCAAGAUUCGUUCACUUGUGGACAUACGUAGCCAAUUGCUGCACAGAUCAGUAAUGGCAGAGAUAAACAAAAGGCGCUUGUUUAAGACCAUCGGAGCCAUGGAGAACAUUGGAUUUCAGGAGCCGAACGGCUGCUUCAGCGGCAGCCUCGCCGGGAGGAUUUCAAGAUCGUGACGAAAAUUAUGUGGGAUAUUUAGGUGGUUAAAAUCCCAUUAAUCUCUCUUUUAAUAGUCCACUUACUUUAUGCUGUGUUUUAAGUGUUGGUGCUUUGUACAAAUUAACUCUAAAUCCUCAAUCUGGUUCAGUGGAGUAACUAACGCAGAUUACAGGAUGCAUCAGACUAUGAAGUUAUAUUCCAUAAAACAUCACUAUAUAUAUAUAUUUUGGAAUGAGGAAACUUUAU
Theobroma umbraticum is the source of this 2083-nucleotide messenger RNA. It is a transcript of the gene WNK5, whose product is annotated as WNK family serine/threonine-protein kinase 5. Gene Ontology annotation, molecular function: protein kinase activity; ATP binding. Gene Ontology annotation, biological process: protein phosphorylation. Lineage: Eukaryota; Viridiplantae; Streptophyta; Magnoliopsida; Malvales; Malvaceae. The record is from RefSeq and is a predicted model, not a curated record.